AGAAGCAUCACCAUGGCCAUUGCAGCAGCUACAAUAGCUCUGGCCAGACCAACCUCGACGGCUUUGCUAACAACAACACACAGGGCCAACUGGGUCUUCACUCCUUUUGCUCUGUCUCAUUCUUCUUCUUCUUCAAAAUCUUCAAGAGCUCUCAUCCUCUACUCCAAGCCCGGCUGCUGUUUAUGCGAUGGCCUCAAAGAGAAGCUUCAGGCCGCUUUAUUGCUUUCCGGACCUGAUUCCAUUCACGACGUUGAUUUACAGAUAAGGGAUAUUACAGCCAACCCUGAGUGGGAGAAAGCGUACCAGUAUGAGAUACCUGUUUUGGCUAGAGUGCUAUCUGAUGGCACUGAGGAGACUCUACCUAGAUUAUCUCCUCGUCUUGGAGUGGAAAUGGUUCAGAAGAAAAUAGCUGCAGCCUUGAAACACUAGUGGGUUCUGGAUUCCCUUGUAAUCAAAGUUAAGUAUUCUUCUCAGUAAUGUAGGUCUUGAAUUGUAAGGAAUAUUAUUUUGGAAUAUUCAACUCAACCUUGUAGUCAAUAUUUGAAUUAAAAGGUCGACAAACUGUUUUGAUUUGUUUUCC
Fragaria vesca subsp. vesca is the source of this 580-nucleotide messenger RNA. RefSeq lists its product as uncharacterized. The record is from RefSeq and is a predicted model, not a curated record. Bases 13 to 429 code for a protein of 138 amino acids. The transcript has 3 exons. NCBI's taxonomy places the organism in Eukaryota, Viridiplantae, Streptophyta, Magnoliopsida, Rosales, Rosaceae.